CCGGCUGGGACUCGGUGUCCCGGCGUGCCCCGCGGCGGGAAGCGCGGGCGGCCGCUGCGAGCAGGCGCUGGGCCCGCGCCGUCCCGGGGUACGGGCCGCUUCCCUGCCGCGUCCCCGCCGGUUCGCGCUGUGGGCUCUGGGACGGCGGCAGGUUGGCGGCCUCCCGGGGCGGCGCCGAGCGGGAGCGGCGGUGGGGUGGCCCCAGGCGCCCCCGUGUCGAGGAGGAAGGCCGCACGAAGACGCGCAGAGUGUAUUUGAGUAAGACCAGGAUGGAAAAGUCCAAUGGGGACCUGCCCAUCCAGAGAGACGCCAUCCUAUCUGAGCUGUGCUGCGAGCACGUCACCGGAACGCACUUGGUGGAAGUGCAGAGAUCUUUGGUGGCUUUAACUGACCCUCAGGAGGGAGAGCUGACUCAGUCUCAGGAGAAAGCACUGAACUCACUGGGCAUUUGGCAAACCGUAUUUGCAGCUGCCCCUGGGCCUGCACCAAAGGCCCCAGCGAAGUGACAGCUUGACGAUGGCAGAUCAGGAUGCAGGCGAGCCCUUUCGGGGGUUGGUGGCUGGUGGUGCCACGGACUAUGAAGGCACUCUGCCCUCAGACACAGCGUCGCUCAGCGAUUCAGAUUCCGAUGAUUUGGGGUUAGCGGAUGAAGCGGAAGUUGAUACGAUAUCACCUGAGGAGCCAUCUGUAGAUGAUGGGGAUUACAGAUCCAGGGAGACUCCCGACUCUCUGCACAGCAGUCGCAGAUCUCCUGUCCAGCCCUUCCAUCUGAGGGGCAUGAGUUCUACGUUCUCUCUCCGUAGCCAGAGCAUUUUUGAUUGUCUGGAAGAGGCAGCCAAGUUGUCUGUGCCCUCGAUGCCUGAAGAUAACAUUGUUGAUGGGAGGUUUAAGCGUCCCUUGCCUCCCAGCACAGCCUCAGGUAACGUGGUUCCACAAAGCCUGGGAAAGCAGGCCAAAGCUGUGCAGGCUCCCAGAGCCUCUCCUGCCGUGCCUGACUACGUGGCACACCCAGAGCGCUGGACCAAAUACAGCCUGGAUGGUGUUUCAGAGUCUAGUGACCAGGCUAACCAGGCCGUGGCCAUGGAAUUUCUAGAGGAUCUGAAGAAAAGAGGGGAGAAACAAGAUGGCUAUACCCCGUACUUCAACCAGGACCCUUCCAGCUGUGGGGCUGGGAGGAUUGUCUUCACCAAACCAGCAAAAAGGGGCGUUGAUGGACUGGAAAAGAAAACAUCCGCAGGGGAGGAUCCUAGGAAACACAUGAAAACAGAUCUGCAAGGAAAAUGUCUGAAGACGACUGAUGACUUGAGGGAGGAGAAGAUAGAGCUGGGGCACCUGGGUGGUGGGAGUGGAAAGGUGACAGAGGAGGAGGAGUGUGUGAUGCCAGGGGACCUCAGUACAGAAGGUGCAAGGUUUGGUGGUGCAGGUGAAGAGCCAUCGGUGGAAACGGUUGGAUUCCAUUGCAGUAAGAAGAAGAAUAGGAAAAAUUUCCGGCCUAAAGUAGACGGUGAAGGGGAGGAGGAGGAGUCCUGAAGGAUGUAGCACAUUGGAGACAUCCAAGGACUUGUAUUGCCUUUGGAUGUAUUUUGGUUUUUUCCUCUGAAUUUUUUUCUGGUCUGGAAACCCUGUGAUAGCUUUUUGUCUCAUGGUUUGCAUCGUAGCCGCCAAGAACACCUUCCAUUGUUGGAUAAAACACACUCCAGGCUUCUUAUUUGGGAGACAUCUGAGCACGGGAUAGCUGCAUCCUCGCAGGAGAGCACGAGGUGUGCUUUGUUUGCUGCAGCGGCUGCCUGGGGCUUGCUGUGCCGCUGAAGUGGCCAAGGAAGAAGUGAAGGCUCAAAGGCUGCAAGGCAUCCUAUUAACCCCGGUGUCUAGAGCUGUUCCCAAAUCCUGUAGAGCCUUUGAACAAAGGUGACGAGCUCAUUAAGUAGAGAUUUUUAAGCAAUGAAAAUAAAGCCUAGUCUGCCACUAGAUGUGACUUCUUCUGGCCCCGUCCCGGGCAGGAAAACCUUUGCUUUUUAGUACAUCCCUCUCUCUUACCAUCGAGGGUGCAAGAACAACAGCGCCCAGCUGUGAUCUGGAGGGCCCAAGUAGGAAUGGGCAAACCCAGUAUUAUUUUUAAACGUUGGAUUAAUAUUUACCUUAUUUAGCAUCACACAAUAAGGAUUUUAAACCCCUUCCUGCGGAGGGGUACAACUGUGGAUGCGUCCUGGUGGGGACACGCUCAGGGUGGCUUCAGUGGCAUCUCACCAUGUUGGGUGUUGGUCAGAACUUGCAACAGCUUCUGCUGUGAAGUUGGGCAGCAGCUCUGCCUCAGGCGGGCGAUUCUUGGCCUGCACACCCGUAUGUGUGCCGGCAGUGCUGCUCCCGUGCUGGCUGCGUGCGGGUGUGCUGGGAGUGCGGGGCUUAUGCUGCCGCUGGGUACUUUUUGUACUUUGGGAUUCAAUAAACUUGCAGUUGUAGCUUGA
This is a messenger RNA of Falco peregrinus (peregrine falcon), 2465 nucleotides long. It is a transcript of the gene TSSC4, whose product is annotated as tumor suppressing subtransferable candidate 4. Bases 517 to 1530 code for a protein of 337 amino acids. NCBI's taxonomy places the organism in Eukaryota, Metazoa, Chordata, Aves, Falconiformes, Falconidae. The transcript is spliced from 4 exons. The record is from RefSeq and is a predicted model, not a curated record.